Messenger RNA from Sinocyclocheilus anshuiensis, 3406 nucleotides. It is a transcript of the gene brf1b, whose product is annotated as BRF1 general transcription factor IIIB subunit b. Gene Ontology annotation, biological process: transcription preinitiation complex assembly; transcription by RNA polymerase III; DNA-templated transcription initiation. Gene Ontology annotation, molecular function: RNA polymerase III general transcription initiation factor activity; TBP-class protein binding; RNA polymerase III type 3 promoter sequence-specific DNA binding. Gene Ontology annotation, cellular component: nucleus; transcription preinitiation complex; transcription factor TFIIIB complex. The coding region runs from base 170 to 2293 and encodes 707 amino acids. Lineage: Eukaryota; Metazoa; Chordata; Actinopteri; Cypriniformes; Cyprinidae. The record is from RefSeq and is a predicted model, not a curated record. The transcript has 19 exons.
UAUGACCAUCAAAAAAUGAAUUUAGUCCUUUUAAACAUGUUGCUCAGUGAAUGCAGUUUGUGAAACCUGGGAAUAAAUAGGACUGGUGGACACUGGAUAUUGCUUGAUAGUGUUUGAUCUAAAGUCUCUAACGUUACUUCCUUUGACCGGUCUGAAUCUUGCUGCCAGCAUGAGUCGUCAGUGUAAGAGCUGUGGUGGAGCAGACAUCGACACAGACCCAGCCCGGGGGAGUGCCGUCUGCACAGCCUGUGGGUCGGUUCUGGAGGAUAAUAUCAUCGUAUCUGAGGUUCAGUUUGUGGAAAACAGUGGAGGGGUGUCUUCAGCUGUCGGCCAGUUCGUGUCCGCUGAUGGUACUUCCAAAGCUCCGGUCUUGGGUAGUGGGUUCCACACAAGUCUGGGAAAAGAAUCGCGAGCUCAGACACUCCAGAACGGGAAACGACAGAUACACAACCUCGGCAGCCAGCUGCAGCUGAACCAGCACUGCCUGGACACAGCCUUUAAUUUCUUCAAGAUGGUGGUGAGCAAACACUUGACACGAGGGCGAAAGAUGACACAUGUCAUAGCCGCCUGCCUCUACCUGGUCUGCAGGACGGAGGGAACGCCACACAUGCUUCUGGACCUCAGUGAUCUUUUACAGGUUAAUGUUUACAUUCUGGGAAAGACCUUCCUACUGUUGGCUAGAGAGCUCUGCAUCAACGCUCCAGCCGUCGAUCCAUGUCUGUACAUUCCACGAUUCGCCCACAUGUUGGAGUUCGGUGAAAAGACUCACGAGGUUUCGAUGACUGCUCUCAGACUGCUGCAGAGGAUGAAAAGAGACUGGAUGCACACGGGACGGCGACCAUCAGGCUUGUGUGGUGCAGCUCUGCUCGUAGCAGCUCGUAUGCAUGAAUUCCGUCGUACGGUUAAGGAGGUGAUAUCUGUCGUCAAGGUGUGUGAGGCCACGCUGAGAAAAAGGCUGACAGAGUUUGAGGAGACCCCCACCAGUGCCCUGACCAUCGAUGAGUUCAUGCGAGUGGACCUUGAGAAAGAAUGUGAUCCUCCGUCUUUUGUUGCAGGACAGAAAAAACUCAAGAUGCAGCAGCUGGAGCAGGAGCUGGCCAAGAAACUUGAGGAAUACCAAGGUGAGAUCAACUCAUACCGCGAUGAGAUUGAGACACAGCUGGCAGCGAGCAGCAGAACCAAACUGAGAGGGAUUUAUGCCUCCUACGCAAAAGAAGAUGAUGACUGUGUUUCUUUGGCCUCUGGGAUGACUGGAGAUGAAGAACUAGAGGAUGAGGAAAUGGAGGCAGCAGCUCAACAUCUCAACCAGGAGUUCAUCUGUCAGGUGUUUCAACAGGGGGACCGAGGAGGAAUGGAGGAUCAGGAGGGGAGCAGGGAUACAGUACCGCUCUCCAGUCAGGCCACACAUGUGCCACUGACAGCCCUCCUCGGGCCUCUGCCCAGUGCGGCCAGCCUUGGUCUAACAGACUCCAUUCGGGAAUGCAUCACAGAAGAAGACACAACAAACAUGGAAGAUAAAUCAAAAAAUGGGGAACUAGAUCUGGAUGGGAUUGAUGAAGAAGAGAUGGAAAAGUACAUUUUGAACGAGAUAGAGGUGAAGGCCAAGACAGAGCUGUGGAUGAAACAGAAUGAGGAGUAUUUGAGGGAACAGAAAGAAAAAGAGGAGAGAAUAGCUAAAGAGAAGGAGCAAGGGACCUAUAAGGAGAAGCCAAAGAAGCCAUCCAAGAAGCGAGAACCGAUCCUGGCCAGCACUGCGGGAGAGGCCAUAGAGAAGAUGUUGGAGCAGAAAAAGAUCUCCAGUAAGAUCAAUUAUGAUGUUUUGCGGGACCUCAACAGCAAGGGCAGUGGGAGCAACACCACCCAGCAAGCUGAGGAUGUGCCUGCCGGUGGCUCUGGCCGCAAAAAGUUGACCCGCCGCAAGAAGCAGCCAAACAAGAGCAAUCUUGGCCUCGCUAAACCCGCAAGACUCAUGGGCAAGAGACUCCGCCCCUUAAUAUCGUCCACUCCCAAGAAGAAGAGGACAGCAGCCAAACCGGUCACUCCCAACAUCACCAUGAUGUUGCCCCCUGCAGCCCCAGAGCCCCCUCCAGCUCCAACCCCUCCCCCCGUGAUGGAAAUUGGGCCUGUGGCAUAUGAUGAACCCGCUGAGGAGGAAGAGGAGAAUGAGGAAGAGGCGGAGGUGUCUUGCAUUAGUGCCAUGGAACUGAUAGGUGGAAAUGAAACAAUAGAAUUCAUGACAACCUUUCGCUUUACAGACUACGGAUGUGAAGCUGAAGAAGAGGAGGUAUUUUAGACUGCCGUCUGUUCCCCGAAAUUCUUCUCAUCCUCCUAUCAACUAUCCACCACUCUGUAUAGUGAGGAGAGGAGAAAUUAAGGCACAUUUGAGACACCUAUAAUAUGCUGCAUGUUUAUGAAAGGUCAUUCUCCAUCACAGUGCUUUAUAUGACUGGUUAAACUGCAGCAUCUGUGUGAUGAAUGAGCUACAAUGGGAGAAGGUGGCUGGCAGCUUUAGACUGAAGAACAUAAAACCAGUUUAGCACUUUGUCGGUGUUCCACUAAAAGUUCAAGAGACAGGAAGCUCUAUAGUAGUUUCCUGAGUGUCUCAGAGAAUUUGAUUUACGGGUGCAGGAUUUGAACCUGUUUGUAAUUCCUUAAAGGUGAGGAUAUUGAUGUCUUCUUAGCUUGCUAAUAAUAUUGAAUGCAUUGUGGGAAAAUGUAAUAGCGAUCUGUUGUACGUUUACACUUGUACAGAAUUGUACAUAUACAGUAGGAAGCUGUGAAAUUGUCACUUUCAGUGUUUUAACUUUUUAUUUGCAGCUAUUUUGUCUGUAUAUAUGUACAUGUAACAGUAUUUUGUUAGAUGCACUGUUAUAUUUCCUUAUUCCAUGAAAAAGUAAAUGUUCCUCUGUGUUGGAUUAUGAUAAAUAUUAAUGUAUUUUACAGCAAUGUUAUGACCCUCAUUUUAACUGUUUUCAUCAGAUCAUCAGAUGUGGAUUUCAGAGUACACAGUAAAAACUAGUGAGCAGAAUAUGUUAAUGUGUAUGUGAAUAAAUUCACGCAUGUUUAGGAUGAUUUAAUGAUGAUUUUAUGGUGCUUUUGCAUUCAUUUUGUAGUUUAAAAGCCCCAUCCCCUAUUCAUUGUAGCUUUUGUGUUCCACUGAAGAAAGAAGGAAAGUCAUACAGAUUUGGAACAUGACAGUGAGUAAAUGACAACAGAAUUGUACAUUUUUGGUAGCACAACAAGCAUUGUGAAUACAUUUCUUCAUGUUUUCCCUACAUUCCCUUUCUCGUUUCUUUUUAUAUUUUUCAUGUCAAGCAAGUACUGUACAGUAGUUCCUUUUCAGCUGAAAUUCUUAAAUGUUAUUUGCCAGCCAAACCCCUUUGACCUGAAAUAUUUACUUGAAGUA